Molecule: messenger RNA, 927 nt
Organism: Fusarium pseudograminearum CS3096
Lineage: Eukaryota; Fungi; Ascomycota; Sordariomycetes; Hypocreales; Nectriaceae
Exons: 2
Coding region: 1-927 (308 amino acids)
Source: RefSeq, a predicted model, not a curated record
AUGAGUGACGAUACUCAUGAUGCACUUCCGGUGCUCCCACUCGAUGAACAGGCAUACGAGUACAUAUACGCGGAACUGUAUCAGUUCCAGAGAUUAAUCAGGACUUACCGCGAAAUCGCCAAUGCUAUAAGCAUGAAGUGGCCGAGGGCGACGAGGGAAGUCCGCUUAGAAAGCAGUGGGAAAAGGCCGGAAUGUCCAGUGGUACCAACAGUGAUAAAAGGUAUCCCCAUCAGGCAAUCGGGACAAGCCCUCGGCUUUCCGGUGUCAAAAGUCCACCCUCUUCUUCCGGACCACCUCCGCGCUCUCAUCAACACCUACUGCGACCCAAGCGUCACAGACUGUAUGCUCAACGACCCGAACCUGGGAAAUGCGAAGCUCUUUUUGAGGAUGGGCGAAGAAUCUCCACGGAAUGAACACUUGAACACAAGGUUGACACGAGCCGUCUACUUCGAUCAAAUUGUCGAUGCGGCAUGCUGCGAUUUGGAGAAGAGAGUCAAGCAAAUGGGUGUAGCCCUUGCCAUCAUCCACAAGAAGGGAUACGACGCAGCUGGUGUUGAGUUCCAGAUUGCCUUCCAUCCCAAAACGCGGAAAGUGAGCAUGGGGGUGGGAAGCUUUACUCGAUGCGAGAAACCCUGCAGCCUCAGCCCAAACCUCGAGUACGAGUUGGCAUUGGCCAUUGCUCACAAUCCCACGUGGCCGCGACCGCCAGGCGGUUUCGGGUUCAUAGGUUACGACAGUCCACUGACCCCAUUGGCCAGGGUUGUAUGGGAAACCUUCAGAGGCGCCUACAUGAAUGCAUUUUUCGAGUUGGGAAACACGGUAGGGCAAACCACGUUUGCCCCAGCUGUAGUAAUGGAGCAUGUAUGUGCCAUGAGCAACCCAGAUUAUGCAUGGAUAACAGGGCAGCCGGAGGCAUAUUGUGCUUAA